Messenger RNA from Macaca mulatta (Rhesus monkey), 727 nucleotides. It is a transcript of the gene SPRR4, whose product is annotated as small proline rich protein 4. Lineage: Eukaryota; Metazoa; Chordata; Mammalia; Primates; Cercopithecidae. The record is from RefSeq and is a predicted model, not a curated record.
GGUGUCCCUGCCCGGUUUCCUUUAGGCUCACCUGUUCCUAGAGCAAUGUCUUCCCAGCAGCAGCAGCAGCAGCAGCAGCAGCACUGCCCACCCCAGAGGGCCCAGCAGCAGCAAGUGAAGCAACCUUGUCAGCCACCCCCUGUUAAAUGUCAAGAGACAUGUGCACCCAAAACCAAGGAUCCAUGUGCUCCCCAGGUCAAGAAGCAAUGCCCACCGAAGGGCACCGUCAUUCCAGCCCAGCAGAAGUGUCCCUCAGCCCAGCAAGCCCCCAAGAGUAAACAGAAGUAAGGAUGGACUGGAUAUUAACAUAUUCCACCAUCCUGGCUAUCAGAUGGAACCUUCUCUUCUUCCUUCUCUCCUUCCCUCCAGCUCUUGAGCCUACCCUCCUCUCCCAUCUCCUCCUGCCCAAGAUGUAAGGAAGCACUGUAAGGAUUUCUUCCUAUCAUACCCCUCCCCACACAUACCACCUUGGCUUCUUCCAUAUCCCACCCUGAUGCCCUCCCAGGUAGGCAUGAGAGAGACCUCAUCCUCUCCAGGCUCCAGCAUGGCCACAGCUAAGGCCCAUCCAUUCCUCAAAGUGAGGAAAGUGUCUGGGCUUUUUCUGGGGUUCCACCCUGACAAGCAGGGUCACAGAGACUGGCGCACAGUUUCUGCCUCAUUCCUUUCCCUGAUGCCCCCUAAUCUGGGCUUCUCUCCUGUUUUCCCCAAUAAAAUAAUGUGCUUCAUG